This is a messenger RNA of Moneuplotes crassus, 1712 nucleotides long. The record is from the annotation of a GenBank genome assembly. Lineage: Eukaryota; Ciliophora; Spirotrichea; Euplotida; Euplotidae.
GGAAAGAUUAAUAAUAUAAUAUGGAAGAAGAGAAAAACAGCUCGACGAGUAGUGAUGAGAUUGAGGAUGAGUCUAUUUUAGGAGAGUUUGGUGUGCAAAAGAAGUUCUUCUUUAUAUUCUGGAAGAAGUAUGACCUUGUAGUUACUGAUAUGAGGUUAGUUAUCCUCUACAAAAACGGAGACUUAGACAACCAAGAUGAUAUCAAAAGAAGCAUUAGUUAUCCUAAGAUCAAGGGGAUCACCAAAAGUACAAGCGACAACCCGACUAGUUUCGUAAUUCAUUGUAGGAACAUGGAGGAUGAAUACCUCUACUGAAAAGACAUCAGUGAGCCCCUUGAAUUGAUUAAAAAGGUCUAUGCCUCCUUAUCGAAGAAGAAUUUACCGAUAUUUGGAAAGCCAACUAACGAUCUUGCCACCUGGACUACCACCUAUAAGGAUGCAAUGAUAGGGAUCUCUAGAAUUCCUUUGAAAAGGGAGAGACUUAAGGAUGAAAGAGUCCUCACAGAUGAGUCAUCCUCAGACGAUGAUGAAGAAGAGAAGGAACUUUUCAACGAAUUCUUCCUCAUUGACAGAGAAGAAUGUCUAGAAGCCAUUAAGGACAACGAAGAUUGGAAUGACGAUCGCCAUAUUAACAGAGAAAACAAGAACAUGAAGGAUGGAAAGUCUAAACUAAUCUUUACAAAAAAUUCCAAGAAGGAAGAGUCUAAAGAAGACCCUACUACUCUUGAAGAUUUUGAAAUCCUUAAAUUGAUCGACAAGGGUUCAUUCGGAAAGGUAUUUUUAGUCAGAAACAAGGACAACCAAAAAUGAUAUGCUAUGAAGAGAAUUAGGAAGGAUAUUCUCAUUGAAAAGGGACAAGUUCAGAAUACUAAAAAUGAGAAGGAAAUCUUACUCAACAUUGAACAUCCUUUCUUGCUCGGAAUGGACUUUGUCUUCGAGAAUGAUCAUAGGAUCUACUUCUUCCUUGACUAUGUUAAGGGAGGAAACUUGUUUGAAAGCUUGUUUACAAUUAGGAGAUUCCCUGAAGAAGCUGUAAAGUUCAUUGCAGCCCAACUAGUGCUAGCUAUCAGCUGUUUGCAUAAUAAUGAUAUUGUUCACCGAGAUUUAAAGCCUGAAAAUGUUCUUCUUGAAGAAGAUGGUUACAUCAAACUAGCAGACUUUGGGUUGGCCAAAUUCUUAUUUGAUCAUAAGCAACCCACUUAUAGUUUCUGUGGCACUGCAGAGUACCUCGCACCAGAAAUUUUGGAGAUGAAAGGCCAUGAUUUUGCAGUUGAUUGGUGGACAUUAGGCAUUCUCAUUUAUGAGCUCAGAGUUGGAAGACCUCCAUUUUUGGACAAAAACCAUCAAAGAUUGGGUAAAUUGAUUAAAAAGGGAAAAAUCAUUUUCCCAGAUCCAAUAAGGCAUAAAAUUGACAUGUCUGAAGAACUGAAAGACUUAAUUUUGAAAUUUUUAGACAGAAACCCAAAAGAAAGAAUUGGGUCUAGUGGACAUGACGACAUCUUUGACCACCCUUGGUUUGCAGAUAUUGACUUUGAGGCCAUAAAAAACAAAGAGGUAGAUGCUCCUUACAAACCCGAUUUGAAGAAUAAGAUAAAGAACCCUAAUAGUCAUGACUACAAAAAAGCAGAAGAAAUGGUAAGGACUGAGACCAUUCUUGAGAGUAAAGCAAAGGACCUGAUCGAAAGCAAUGUCGAUAAGUUCGACAAAUUCUAA